Molecule: messenger RNA, 1260 nt
Organism: Babesia microti strain RI
Lineage: Eukaryota; Apicomplexa; Aconoidasida; Piroplasmida; Babesiidae
Exons: 5
Coding region: 1-1260 (419 amino acids)
Source: RefSeq, a predicted model, not a curated record
AUGGAUUAUUGUUGGGGGCCUAUUCAGGUGGAACAAUUUUUAAAUUUUGCAGAUGAAUUGCCACAGCACGGAAUUUUUAAGCACAUUUUUAAAUAUUUAAAUGGCAUUCCAUUUGUCGAAAAGACCAUUUUGUUACUAAAAUCUAGUGCUAACAUUGUGGAAUCGCAAGUUAACAUACAAUCUUUUAGUGCAAGAAUUGAAAAUGUUUAUUUAUCAUCCUUUCUUACUAGAAAAUUCAUAAAUUUCGCAUCUGAACACUCACUUAGUGUCGUUUCACAUGACCUAGAUUUCCCAUUCACAAUCCAUCAAUCGGUGUUAAAGGUUAAAGUGUCUAAGGAACAAUUUGAACGGUUGGGAUUAGCUGUUAAACGGGGUAGUUUUCAGGAAAAUAAACCAUUCGCCAUCGCACUAGAUAAAAUUACACCCAAUGUAGAGAAGAGAUACCAGGGCUUAUUAGGAUCUACAAGAACUAAUGCUAGGAGUGUAAUUAUUGUCUCUAGAAAGGCAAUUGAUCAUAACACUUGGGAUCUGUUAAAGGAUAUAAUUGAUGGUCCAAAUUUAACGCUACAAUCUACGAGUUGUGCCAUCUCUAGGAUGGAAUCUUUUUUGUUGAAAUUUACUCCACAAAACGAUGAUGAAAUAAAACUAAACAAAAAUGAGAAAGUAGAACAAACUCAAAAAAGGGUUAGGGAGGAAUUUAUACCUGUAGAAUCAAAGUGCAAUGAUUUUAAAAUGAUAGCCAAGUAUGAGAAUGAAAUGAUCGUCUAUGCCAGGCAUGAAAAUUUGUUCAAAAAAGUUUAUUUCACAAUCAAACGCAAUUUUACCAGCAAAAAUUUUGACCCCUGGCAAGUUAUCCAAGAUUUUGAAACUGCAAGGAUUAAGAAUAUUUGGCACACAAUAUUGGAUAAUGAAUCAUCUCAAUAUAGGGUUAUUGAGAACUUACUAAUCGACUUGGGAAAAUUAAUCAUAGGUGAUACAAAAGAUAGUAAUGAUUGUUAUGCAUCGCAAAAUGAUGACCUUUUGUCUUUAAAAAUUGUAUUAGGAAACACAGUCUCAUUUGGGCACAUUGUAAAUUUACUAAGAGUUGCCUUUGUUCAAUCUAAAAAGGUGGAUGAAGGGACUAUGUUUGCCAUGACUGUAGUGGGAUUGAAUCCAUUCAAAGAUUCCAAGUCAAUGAUUGGCUGUGAAGAGGCUUGUCAUUUGAUUUGCCAAAAACACAAUGGAAAGGUGUAUCUUAUUGGCAUCAACGUUAAGUCUUGA